Messenger RNA from Thermothelomyces thermophilus ATCC 42464, 3366 nucleotides. Its product is annotated as glycoside hydrolase family 55 protein. Gene Ontology annotation, molecular function: polygalacturonase activity. NCBI's taxonomy places the organism in Eukaryota, Fungi, Ascomycota, Sordariomycetes, Sordariales, Chaetomiaceae. The transcript has a single exon. The coding region runs from base 321 to 3047 and encodes 908 amino acids. The record is from RefSeq and is a predicted model, not a curated record.
CUGGGGAACAGCCGGAUCUCAGAGCCGAGACCAACACCGCGGGUCGUUGCCCUGCAGGGGCCGUGUGAUUGCUGCACUGGAAAUGGCAAGGUCGUAUCCAGGCAUUGUUUGUGGAGGAACCGGGCAAGGAAGACAGCGAUUGUGACUCGGAAGGAAUGGAGUUGGACGUUUCUUUUUAUACCAGCUGAUGGCGCCGAUCCCUCUGGGGGCCCUCGUCCAGCCUCGACUGCCUCGACUGCCUCGACCGGUCCACGAUGCGACCGUAAUUCGCCGCAUCGCAGUCACUCUCUUGCAAAAACACCCGCAGCAUCAGCGUCACGAUGCGUCGUCUCUCGCUCCGGUCGCUCCUUGCCGUCUCGACGCUGGUCUCGGGCAUCGCGGCCAGUGUGGACCUGGAUCACCAAGGAUCCGAUGCCUCGACGUUGACCGGGAGCCCCAAAGUUGUCACCACCGUGGUCAUCACCAAGACGCUCACUACCUGUCCGUCUUCCUCGGCUGUCUGCUCCGACUCGACCGGGUCCGCAUCACUGCCUCCGAGCUCGACAGCCGGCUCGCGCACCGAAUCGUCAGCGUCGUCCAUCAGCUCUCCAUCCUCCAGCUCCACCAGCAGCGCCCCGUCCAGCGCGUCGUCCGGCUCGUCGUCCGGCUCGUCGUCCAGCACAAGCAGCAGCAGCGCUGGCGUCCCCGCCUGCACCGACUUCUGGCUCGAAAAUAUCAAGCACCAGGGCGUGGCGCCCUUCGCCGGCUCGGGCUACGAGGUCUUCCGCAACGUCAAGGACUACGGGGCCAAGGGAGACGGCGUCUCGGACGACACCGAGGCCAUCAACCGGGCCAUCAGCGAUGGCAAGCGGUGCGGUCCCGGCUGCACCGGCAGCACCAAGACGCCCGGCCUCGUCUACUUCCCACCCGGCACGUACAUGGUGUCGGGCCCCAUCAUCGACUUCUACUACACCCAGCUGAUCGGCAACCCGGGGUGCAUGCCCGUGCUCAAGGCGACAUCCGACUUUGAGGGACGCUUCCUCCUCGACACCAACCCGUACGGGGACUCGGGUAGCCUGGCCUGGGGCGCCACCAACGUUUUCUGGCGCCAGGUCGCCAACCUGAUCAUCGACACGACCGACGUGCCCGCCGAGACGCUCAUCGCGGGCAUUCACUGGCCCAGCUCGCAGGCCACGUCGCUGUCCAACAUCGUCUUCAGGUCGUCCGCCGCCGAGGGGACGCAGCACCAGGGCCUGUUCGUCGAGGAGGGCUCGGGCGGCUUCAUGGGCGACCUCGUCUUCUUCGGCGGCGCCCAGGCCAUGUCCAUCGGCAACCAGCAGUUCACCAUGCGCAACAUCACCGUCCGCGGGGCCAAGACGGCCGUCCAGCAGCUGUGGUCGUGGGGGUGGACGUACCAGGGCGUGAGCAUCCGCGACUGCGAGGUCGGCUUCGACUUCACCGCCGUCGACCAGGGCGACCUCAAAGUCGGGUCCGUCACCAUCCUCGACAGCGAGAUCAGCAACACGCCGAUCGGCAUCAAGUACGGCGCCGCCGACACCAUCACCACCACCAGCCCCGACGUGCCCAACAACUUCGUCUUUGAGAACCUGCGACUCGACGAUGUGCCGACGGCGAUCCGCGGGCCCUCGGGCACCGUCCUGGCCGGCUCGUCCGGCCAGACCGUCAUCGAGGCCUGGGGCCGCGGCCACGCGUACACGCCCUCGUCGUCGGGCCCGACCUCCUUCGAGGGCCCCGUCGCGCCCAACGCGCGCCCGGCCUCGCUCGUGGCGGCCGCGGAACCGGGCGGGGAUGCUGCUGCCUCCUUCUCCUCCUCCUCCUCCUCCUCCUCCCCCUCCUCCUCCUCCUCCUCCUUCUACCAGCGGUCCAAGCCGCAGUACGAGGACGUGCCAGCGUCCGAGUUCGUCAGCGCCCGGGCCGCCGGCGCGCGGGGCGACGGCGCCACCGACGACACGGACGCGCUCAACGACCUGUUCGCCUCGGCCGCGGCGGCCGGCAAGAUCGUCUUCCUCGACGCCGGCAUGUACGUGGUCACCCGGACGGUGCGGAUCCCGCCCGGCUCCCGCAUCGUCGGCGAGGCCUUCCCCGUCAUCCUCUCGUCCGGCGACUUCUUCGCCUCCGCCUCGGCCCCCAAGCCGGUCGUGCAGGUGGGCGCCCCCGGCGGCGAGGCCGGCCGUGUCGAGUGGUCCAACACGAUCGUGUCGACGCGCGGCUCGCAGCCGGGCGCCAUCCUGAUCGAAUACAACCUCGACUCCUCAUCCUCCUCCUCCUCUUCCUCCUCCUCCGAGCCCUCGGGGCUCUGGGACGUGCACGCGCGCGUGGGCGGGUUCGCCGGGUCGGAGCUGCAGCUGGCGCAGUGCGCCAAGACGCCCGAGACGGCCAUCACGGCCGACAACCUGCCGAGCGGGUGCGUGGCGGCGUUCCUGACGAUGCACGUCACGCGGUCGGCGGCGGGCCUGUACAUGGAGAACUGCUGGCUGUGGGUGGCGGACCACGACCUCGAGGAGGGCGCCGACAACCGGCAGAUCUCGGUGUACGCCGGGCGCGGCCUGCUCGUCGAGGGCACCCGCGGCCCGCUGUGGCUGGUCGGCACCAGCGUCGAGCACCACCAGCUGUACGAGUACCAGCUCGUCGAGGCCGCCGACGUCUACAUGGGCCAGAUCCAGACCGAGACGGCCUACUACCAGCCCAACCCGGACGGCCGCCUGCCCUUCCCGGCGCUCGAGGCCUACCACGACCCGGUCCUGGCCGAGGGCGAGUCCGGCUGGGGCCUGCGCGUCGUCGACAGCGAAGGGGUGCUGGUGUACGGCGCCGGCCUGUACAGCUUCUUCGACAACUACGACGUCAACUGCAUCCAGAUCGGCCAGGGCGCCCGCUGUCAGAGGCGCAUCUUCAGCCUCGAGGGCGCCAACCGGAACGUGCGCGUGUACAACCUCAACACGGUCGGCACCAACAAGAUGAUCACUGUGGACGGGGUGGACGUGGCCAACUAUGAGGACAACAUCGACGGCUUCGUCCACUCGAUCGCGCUGUUCGGCCUGGACGCUUGAAGGAAAGGGGGGGAAAGUCGUGACUAUUAUGUUACAGAGAAGAGAAAUAUAUAUCAAUCAAGGAUGGGGAAGGGAAGUAGAAGGGAGGUGGAUGGUUGGAAACAGACAUGUCGGGUCUGUCUGGGGAUGACUGACGAGCCGGCGCAUCGGGGCUGGAUGAUGAGAGAUGACCCAAUGUUUUGGGAUGGUACCUCGGGGUUGUGUGAUGUGACAAAUAUGGGGUAGGGUAGGUCACCAGUUCUUAUGUUCCUUUCUCUCCACACGAACGUUGUCCCGUUAGUACGAGUUGUAGUAAACGUGAUCUGGCGGCCCCCCCCCC